AUGCCUGAUAAACUGAUGCUGCACCGGGAGGAGGAAUCAGAUGUUGAAAUGAUGACUGUCUUGCGUUACUGUUGGUUUCGAUACAUCUGGGGACAUUGCUUGCCACCCGUGCACAAGUAUUUACCACCCGAGACUGACCGGGCCGCCGACGCGAGGCUGCAGCCGGAGGGCCGGGGAGGGACCGCGCUCGCUCACUCCAGAGGCGGCCAGGCGGAGGCGAGGGAGCAGGUUCGAGGGACAAAGAGCCGUGCAAACGCCCCCGGCCUCCAGCGAGCGCCCGCGGCCGAGGACGAGGUGGCCGGGCGCCCGGAGGGAGCCCGUGGAUGUUCAGCCCGCGGCCGGGGAGCCGCCGCCGCCGCCGCCGCCGCGAGGGAAGGAAUGCACCGGCCGCGCCGCCGCGGGACGCGCCCGCCGCUCCUGGCGCUGCUGGCCGCGCUGCUGCUGGCGGCGCGCGGGGUUGCUACCCAAGAAACAGAGCUGUCCGUCACUGCUGAGUUAGUGCCUACCUCAUCAUGGAACAUUUCAAGUGAACUCGACAAAGAUUCUUACCUUACGCUGGAUGAACCAAUGAAUAACAUCACCACAUCCCUAGGGCAGACCGCAGAGCUGCACUGCAAAGUCUCUGGGAACCCACCUCCCACCAUCCGCUGGUUCAAAAACGAUGCACCAGUAGUCCAGGAGCCCCGGAGACUGUCCUUUCGAGCAACCAACUAUGGCUCUCGGCUGCGGAUUAGAAACCUCGACACCACGGACACGGGCUACUUCCAGUGUGUGGCAACAAAUGGCAAGAAGGUGGUUUCUACCACUGGUGUCUUGUUUGUCAAGUUUGGCCCCCCUCCCACUGCAAGUCCAGGAUCCUCAGACGAGUACGAAGAAGAUGGGUUCUGCCAGCCAUACAGAGGCAUAGCGUGUGCAAGAUUUAUUGGCAACCGCACCGUCUACAUGGAGUCUUUGCACAUGCAAGGAGAAAUAGAAAAUCAGAUCACGGCUGCCUUCACCAUGAUCGGCACCUCCAGUCACUUGUCGGAUAAGUGCUCUCAGUUCGCCAUUCCCUCCCUGUGCCACUACGCCUUCCCCUACUGUGACGAGACCUCCGCUGUCCCAAAGCCGCGUGACCUGUGUCGCGAUGAGUGUGAAAUCCUGGAGAACGUCCUGUGUCAGACGGAGUACAUCUUUGCAAGGUCCAAUCCCAUGAUUCUCAUGAGGCUCAAGCUGCCCAACUGUGAAGAUCUCCCCCAGCCCGAAAGCCCGGAAGCUGCCAGCUGCAUCCGGAUUGGAAUCCCUAUGGCAGAUCCUAUAAAUAAAAAUCACAAGUGCUAUAACAGCACAGGUGUGGACUACCGGGGGACCGUCAGUGUGACGAAAUCAGGGCGCCAGUGCCAGCCCUGGAAUUCCCAGUACCCCCACACGCACACCUUCACUGCUCUCCGCUUCCCAGAGCUGAAUGGAGGCCAUUCCUACUGCCGCAACCCAGGGAACCAGAAAGAAGCUCCCUGGUGCUUCACCUUGGAUGAAAACUUCAAGUCUGACCUGUGUGACAUCCCAGCAUGUGAUUCAAAGGACUCCAAAGAGAAGAAUAAAAUGGAAAUCCUGUACAUACUGGUGCCAAGUGUUACCAUCCCCCUGGCCAUUGCUUUACUCUUCUUUUUCAUUUGUGUCUGCCGCAAUAACCAGAAGUCAUCGUCACCACCAGUCCAAAGGCAACCGAAACACGUCAGAGGUCAAAAUGUGGAGAUGUCAAUGCUGAAUGCUUAUAAACCCAAGAGCAAGGCUAAAGAGCUGCCUCUCUCUGCUGUACGCUUUAUGGAAGAACUGGGGGAGUGUGCCUUUGGGAAAAUCUAUAAGGGACAUCUCUAUCUCCCAGGCAUGGACCAUGCUCAGCUGGUUGCUAUCAAGACCUUGAAAGACUUUAACAACCCCCAGCAAUGGGCAGAAUUUCAACAAGAAGCCUCCCUGAUGGCCGAACUGCACCACCCCAAUAUCGUCUGCCUUCUGGGGGCUGUCACGCAGGACCAACCCGUGUGCAUGCUUUUCGAGUACAUGAAUCAGGGGGAUCUCCACGAGUUCCUCAUCAUGCGCUCCCCACAUUCCGAUGUUGGUUGUAGCAGUGACGAAGACGGGACGGUGAAAUCCAGCCUGGAUCAUGGCGAUUUUCUGCACAUUGCCAUUCAGAUCGCAGCCGGCAUGGAAUACCUGUCCAGUCAUUUCUUCGUGCACAAGGACCUGGCAGCUCGCAACAUCUUAAUCGGAGAGCAGCUUCAUGUCAAGAUUUCAGACCUGGGACUUUCCAGAGAAAUCUACUCUGCUGAUUACUACAGGGUGCAGAGUAAAUCUUUGCUCCCCAUUCGCUGGAUGCCCCCAGAAGCCAUCAUGUAUGGCAAAUUCUCUUCCGAUUCCGACAUCUGGUCCUUUGGGGUGGUCUUGUGGGAGAUUUUCAGUUUUGGACUCCAGCCGUAUUAUGGGUUCAGUAACCAGGAAGUGAUUGAGAUGGUGAGAAAAAGGCAGCUCUUACCGUGCUCCGAGGACUGCCCGCCCAGGAUGUACAGCCUCAUGACGGAGUGCUGGAAUGAGAUUCCUUCCAGGAGACCGAGAUUUAAAGAUAUUCACGUCCGCCUCCGCUCCUGGGAGGGGCUCUCGAGUCACACCAGUUCGACAACUCCCUCGGGGGGGAAUGCCACCACACAGACCACCUCCCUCAGCGCCAGCCCAGUGAGUAACCUCAGUAACCCCAGGUACCCCAACUACAUGUUCCCAAGCCAGGGGAUUGCUCCACAGGGCCAGAUUGCAGGUUUCAUUGGCCCACCGAUACCUCAGAACCAGCGCUUCAUCCCCAUCAAUGGAUACCCGAUACCUCCGGGAUAUGCAGCGUUUCCAGCUGCCCACUACCAGCCCCCGGGUCCUCCCAGAGUGAUUCAGCACUGCCCGCCUCCCAAGAGCCGGUCUCCGAGCAGCGCCAGUGGGUCCACGAGUACUGGUCAUGUGACCAGCCUGCCCUCGUCAGGAUCCAAUCAGGAAGCAAAUAUCCCUUUACUACCACACAUGUCAAUGCCAAAUCAUCCCGGUGGGAUGGGGAUCACCGUUUUUGGCAACAAGUCUCAGAAACCCUACAAAAUAGACUCCAAGCAACCAUCUUUGCUAGGAGACUCCAAUAUUCAUGGACACACCGAAUCUAUGAUUUCUGCAGAACUGUAAAUUGCACGACUUUUGUAAAUGUGGUAUGCAGGACAAACUAGGAGGCCAUAGAGAAGAUUUAUAUUCAAAUGGUUUUAUGACAGUAAGAUUCUCAUUUAGCAGACAUUGCAACAAGUAUCUUCUGUGAAGUUUAACUGUGUCAUACAAAGCACGACAGCCCCUAGCCAGAAACCACCACCAACAACCACAUCGAGGGAUGUAUACUCCAUUGGGGUACCUGAUAAGGCACUGGGAUUGGAACUCACAGUUUCCGGUACUGAAAACUGCAAGCCAGUGGAGAGGAAAAGAACCUUGUGAUUCAAUCUCCAACCAAAAAGGAAAGUCAAAUGGUGCUUGCUGUAUUUGCCUUCACUGGCCACGACUGGUCUCUACCAAAUGUAUAUACAGUAGCAUUUGUCUACCUGCUGUCUUUUCUUCAGGACAGAUGUUCAGGAAUUGUAUUGUUUCAAUGUAGACUCUAUGCAUGUUUGUAAUGGAAGCAACGUUCAGAAUCAAUGAGGCAACUUUAGGCCAAAUGGAAAUGAGCCAUAAGACAAGUCUAGCGCCCCCUGGAGCCUUACCUAGGGGAGCUUUUUCAGGAAGGUGCAGGGUGUGCCUCUUGGUGAACUUCCUCCUCUGAUCAUGACAGCCCGGUCCACAUUUUCCCUGUUCACAAAGUGUUUACACAAGUCUUUGAAGUAACACAGGGCAUUAGACCCUGAAAAGGCUAGAUGUGCAUGCUGGAGUUGAUUGGUGAUUGCCAGUUCAUUUCGCUGCAUUAGGGAUGAGGCACCCACCGAAGCACAGGAAGUCAGGAAAAUAGCACCUAACCCUCCAGGAGCACUCAUGGGAGCAGUACAAAGUUUCCCCAUAGGGACGGUCUCCACAGGAGCUCCCCUGGACCAGUAACAUUGAAAACCAGAGGUGUGGCUGCACACAAGCACACCCACACCCUGGCAACCCCUGGGUUUACAAGUUGUCCAAGGUGUUGAUGCUUGAUGCUUAUUAUCAUCAGGGGACACAAGCAAAUAGAAAUCUCUAUGAUGAUACCAAUAGCUACUAAAUUCCAAGUCUCUCUCACUUGUUUUUUUCCGUCUUGGAAAUAAUUCAGAUUUUAUUCCAGCCCCAAAAACGUAACAAUUUAUUCAUAAGGUUAGUUGACAUCCAAAGAUAAUGAAUUCUACUUUGCAAAACUUUACAGUAUUUCUUUAAAAAAAUGUACUGAGUUCUCAUUUCAAAGGUUACCAAGAACUGAAUUCCUUCAACUGGUAAAAUAGAAGCAACAUGAUCAUUUUUGCCUGCGUUAGAAGGAGGUAUCAAAUGUGCAUCUCCUGGCAUUUACCUGCCAACUAUCUUUUGCCAAGUUUAGAAUUCUUGUGGGUUUCAAGUUCUAUUUAGAAAUGAAUUUUAUAUUUGAUUUGUCUCUGGUUGAAAAAAUAACUCCUUUAUUCUAAGAACAAUGUCUCAAAUCCUUGUUUUUAUUUUAAAGCUAUAAGAGUCUCACAAAGAGACUUUCAGGAUGUAAAGUAAUUCUUGAAAAUGAUAUUUGAUGAGGAGAAUGUAAGAGAAUUAGAAACACGUUGAUGUUUCUAUUUUUAAAAAAUAAAAUUAGCAUGAGAAAUCAAGGAAAUAUGUUUACCAAAAUGUGUUGUAGAAAUCUGAAUCUUCAGACAACAAACAUGAACUUAUAGGUACUGUGAACUCAAGGAAUUGGGUGCAUCCAGACUUACUGGGAGAUAAAUUAAGACAUACUUUUGUGGCCUAAAUAAGCUGACUCAGAAGUGACAUUUCUUAACUUUAGGUAGAGGAGAAUAUUUGUAUCCUUUUGUUGCUAUGCAACUGUUUAAUGUUGAAGCUUCAAACCACAAUUUUGUAUAUCAUAUGACAAUCAAUUGUUUUCCAAGAAUAUUUAUUAUUUUAAAUAAACACAAUUUCAGUGAAUCUGAGUUUUUCCAGGAGUCCCUUAAAGGGAAAUUAGCAUUCCAUGAGCCAGUAAAAUACUCACGCUGGAAAAACAUUAUUACGGUUAAGAAAUAAAUCCAAGUUAGUUUUUUAUAAAGAACUAUAUAGCAUUUAUUUUAAACAUUUUAUAAUAAUGGAAAUCAUUAGAGUGAGGAAACUAAAUUUCGAAACCACUUGUAAUAAUGUGUUUUAUAAUAGCACUGUGAUACUACACGACACAGUUCCUUUUGUAUUAAAAUAGUAUUUUUUCACAACCUGAAAAAUAUCUUUUGCU
Messenger RNA from Lepus europaeus (European hare), 5407 nucleotides. RefSeq names its product receptor tyrosine kinase like orphan receptor 1 (gene ROR1). The record is from RefSeq and is a predicted model, not a curated record. Gene Ontology annotation, cellular component: signaling receptor complex. NCBI's taxonomy places the organism in Eukaryota, Metazoa, Chordata, Mammalia, Lagomorpha, Leporidae. Bases 1 to 3192 code for a protein of 1063 amino acids. Gene Ontology annotation, molecular function: protein binding; protein kinase activity; ATP binding. Gene Ontology annotation, biological process: positive regulation of canonical NF-kappaB signal transduction; multicellular organism development; protein phosphorylation. The transcript has 11 exons.